Molecule: messenger RNA, 249 nt
Organism: Elephantulus edwardii (Cape elephant shrew)
Lineage: Eukaryota; Metazoa; Chordata; Mammalia; Macroscelidea; Macroscelididae
Product: DPH3 homolog
Exons: 1
Coding region: 1-249 (82 amino acids)
Biological process (GO): protein histidyl modification to diphthamide
Molecular function (GO): metal ion binding
Source: RefSeq, a predicted model, not a curated record
AUGGCGGUGUUUCACGACGAGGUGGAGAUCGAGGACUUCCAGUAUGACGAGCACUCGGAGUCGUACUUCUACCCCUGCCCAUGCGGUGACAACUUCUGUAUCACCAAGGAGGAUUUGGAGAAUGGGGAAGAGGUGGUGACGUGUCCCAGCUGCUCUCUUGUUAUAAAAACGAUCUAUGACAAGGACCAGUUUAUGUGCGGAGAGACCGUCCCAGCCCCUUCAGCCAACACAGAAUUAGUUAGAUGCUGA